Molecule: messenger RNA, 1827 nt
Organism: Gekko japonicus
Lineage: Eukaryota; Metazoa; Chordata; Lepidosauria; Squamata; Gekkonidae
Gene: CHRND
Product: cholinergic receptor, nicotinic delta
Exons: 12
Coding region: 55-1620 (521 amino acids)
Biological process (GO): nervous system process; regulation of membrane potential; chemical synaptic transmission
Cellular component (GO): synapse; postsynaptic membrane; neuron projection
Molecular function (GO): transmembrane signaling receptor activity; acetylcholine-gated monoatomic cation-selective channel activity
Source: RefSeq, a predicted model, not a curated record
GAUACGCUCUGAGACGGAGGGAAGGGACGUGUCUCUGGCAACGCCGGUGUCAGCAUGGACAGGCCGAGACUGUGGCUCACCCUGUUCUGGGCCUUUGCCCUUCCAGGCUCCCGAGCUGUAAACAUAGAGGAGACCCUCAUUAAUCAUCUCUUCACGGAGAAAAGCUACAACAAGUACCUGAGGCCGGUGGCUUCCAAAGACGAGAGCCUGACCGUUUACCUGGCGCUGACCCUCUCCAAUCUCGUGUCCUUGAAAGAGGCGGAUGAAACACUCACCACCAGCGUAUGGAUUGAGCACGGAUGGACUGACUACAGGCUGCAGUGGAACGAGACAGAAUUUGGAGGCAUCAGCGUCCUCCGCCUCCCGGCAGACAUGUUGUGGCUGCCCGAAAUCGUCCUGGAGAACAACAAUGAUGGUGAAUUCCAGAUCACCUACAGUUGCAACAUUCUGCUCUCCAGCAACGGCGGUGUGUACUGGCUCCCACCCGCCAUCUUCCGAAGUGCCUGCCCCAUCAACGUCAACUUCUUUCCCUUCGACUGGCAGAACUGCACCUUGAAGUUCAGCUCGCUGAUGUACAACGCUAAGGAGAUCUCCAUGGAGCUCAUGAUAAAAGAGGACGAGGAGACUGAGGAAAACUACGUGGUGGAGUGGAUCAUCAUUGACCCCGAGGGGUUCACGGAGAACGGCGAAUGGGAGAUCGUCCACCGUCCCGCCCGUAAAAAUAUCGACCCGAACUUCCCUCCCGAGAGCAACAAGCACCAGGACAUCACCUUCUACCUCAUCAUCAAGCGCAAGCCCCUCUUCUACAUCAUCAACAUUGUCACGCCCUGCAUCCUCAUCGCCUUCAUGACCAUCCUGGUCUUUUACCUGCCUGCCGACAGUGGAGAGAAGGUCACCCUAGCCAUCUCCGUGCUGCUGGCCCAGUCCGUCUUCCUGCUGCUGAUCUCCCAGCGUCUGCCGGCCACCUCCCUCGCGAUCCCGCUCAUCGGCAAGUACCUGCUCUUCAUCAUGUUGCUCGUGACUGCCGUCGUGGUGGCCUGCGUUGUGGAGCUCAACAUCCACUUCCGCACCCCCAGCACCCACAUCCUUUCCGACUGGACCAAAGAGCUGUUCCUCGAGACCCUGCCCCGCCUCUUGCACAUGUCGCAGCCCUCCGAGAGCGAGCCGGAGGCGAAGGAGGGCCUGCUGAUUCGGCGCAGCAGCUCCGUCGGCUAUAUCAUCAAGGCCGAGGAAUACUUCACCGUCAAGUCCCGCAGCGAGCUGAUGUUUGAGAAGCAGUCCGAGAGGCACGGAUUGGCCAGCCGGGUCACCCCUGCAAGGCCAGACCCCCAUGGCGUGGGUGGCAUGCAGGAACAGCUCUACAAUGAGAUCAAGCCAGCCAUUGCCGGGGCCAAUUUCAUCGUGAAGCACACGCGAGACAAGAACGACUACAACGAGGAGAAGGACAGCUGGAACCGUAUCGCCCGCACAGUGGACCGCCUCUGUCUCUUCCUGAUCACGCCCGUCCUGAGCCUGGGCACCUUAUGGAUCUUCUUGAUGGGCUCCUACAACUACCCUCCACCCUUGCCUUUCGAAGGGGAACCUUUCGACUUCCGGGAAGAGCACAAGCACUUUGUCUAGAACCCGGGCCCCUCGCUUCUUCUCAGGAGGGCUGCGGCGUCCACUCACCAACCUCCAUCCACCUUCUUCCCUGAGGAAGGGGCUGGGGGCGGAGGAGGACAUCAGCCCUGGCUUCCUCCAGCCACCCCCUACCAUCCAGUGUGCUCGAUUUCUAAAUUAUUUCUGUGCGUUUGUCUUAUAACUUAAGGUGUAAUAAACACUGCCUUU